Aricia agestis (brown argus) is the source of this 1392-nucleotide messenger RNA. It is a transcript of the gene mRpS5, whose product is annotated as 28S ribosomal protein S5, mitochondrial. Gene Ontology annotation, molecular function: structural constituent of ribosome; RNA binding. Lineage: Eukaryota; Metazoa; Arthropoda; Insecta; Lepidoptera; Lycaenidae. The record is from RefSeq and is a predicted model, not a curated record. The transcript is spliced from 7 exons. Gene Ontology annotation, cellular component: ribosome. Bases 50 to 1333 code for a protein of 427 amino acids. Gene Ontology annotation, biological process: translation.
CAAUUAUAUAAAACGAUUCUGAAUGUUUUUAUUAUAUUAAAGUAUUAAAAUGGCAUCAAAGUUAUUAGGGCUAAGAACAUUAUUCAGCCAAUCUUUGAAACUAUUGCCUAAACAUCCUUACAAUAACAGUGUACAUAACCUCAACCAUUUCAGUACAUCUUCAACUUUAAAUGUUAAUUUCUUCAACAAACUACCAGCUGAAAAGCUAUGGAAGUCUGUGACAUCGGUCAGUAAUGCUGGCGCUAAGAAGGGUCGUGGUAAAGGCGCCGGCAGAAUUAGGAUAAGGGAUUUGAAUCGAGGCCAAGUAAUUGGUGUUGGUAAAAUAAACAUGCUGUGGCCUGGUCUCUCAGCACCUGUUAUAAGAGGCAGGGAGUUGCUGAAACAACAGCGCCUACCCGAUGAUCCAGAAAGAAUGGAAAAAUUAAUAAAGCUCAGAGACUCCAUGACAAAGUUCCGAAGACUAAAACUGAGUCCAAUUGAAAGAGGAUGGUCGGGGUCCCGUAUGCCCGGCCGUAGCAUAGGAGCUCCUGACCCAGUCGGAGAUGAGGAAUUUGUUGGAUUUGACACAAAAGUGCUCCAAUUGAGAUCACUUCUUAUAAUGAAAGGUACACUGGGAAGAACAAGAAAUUAUCAAGCUAUGGUUGUUACUGGCAAUGGUCAAGGACUUGCUGGCUUUGGUUUUGGCAAAUCAAAGGAAGCACAGGCAGCAUUAAGAAAAGCCAAAAAUAGAGCUGGCAAAAAACUCAUGAACUUUGAAAUAUACAAUGGGCAUACAGUAUUCCACGAUUUCUUUACCGCCUUUGGCAGCACCAAAAUAUUUGUACAAAAGAAGAAUGAGGGAUAUGGACUGAAAUGCCACAGAGCUAUCAAAGAGAUAUGUCAAGCUAUUGGCAUCAAAGAUCUUCGGGCCAAAAUAGAGGGAUCCACAAACUUGCAACAUGUCGUCAAGGCUUUCUUCAUUGGUCUACUGCAACAGAGAACACACCAGCAGCUCGCAGAAGAGAAGAAGCUACAUCUAGUUGAAUACAGAGCGGAAAACUCUUACUACCCCACUGUAGUUGCUAGUCCCGAAAAAGUCAGAACUAAGGAGGAGAUCCCGAAAGAUGAAACUUUGGACUUCAUCCAGUAUAUCCUAAAUGACAGAGUGAUCUUGAAGAGAAAGAAGUUCCCACGAUUCUACGAGUCCAUGCCCUCCUACCAGAUAUACUUGAAGAAAUACGAGAAAUACAGAAACCACGAGAAGAUAAGAUUAAACUUAAGAGCAGAGUAUGGUGAGAUAAAGAGUUUCUUAAAUGACAAAUAUCCAGAAGAAAAAGCUGAGGCUGAAGCAUAGAGUGUGUUUAGUUAGCAUAUAGUUUUGUUGUAAGUUAAUAAAUAAAAAUACAAAUACUG